UCGAGGCUGCGGUGGCCGGGAGCCGCCACGCCGGCCCUGAGCAGGCAGAAUGUUUAUUUCCGUGUCGGGCACCGUGCUGGGUGCUCACUGAUGAUGAGCACAUGGAAGUCACCAAACUUGUGGACCAGAGUUCAGUGUCACAGGUGUGGAUCUUGCUCUAGCCUGGUCAUGGCUUCCAGCUUCUCCAAUCUGAGGCUUCAGAGGAGGAAAUGACUGUUCAGGGAUUUUGGUCCAGAUCGAUUACAGAAACUGAACCUUCAUAGGGUGCAGACUUUACCAAAGAUAGGAAAGUUUCUCUCUUUGAAGGGCUUUAAAUUUGCAACAAAGUAAAUAAAAAUGACGACUUCGUCUAUCAGACGGCAGAUGAAAAACAUUGUGAACAAUUACUCAGAGGCUGAAAUCAAAGUUCGGGAAGCCACUUCCAAUGACCCAUGGGGCCCAUCCAGUUCUCUGAUGACUGAGAUCGCCGACCUGACCUACAACGUGGUGGCCUUCUCGGAGAUCAUGAGCAUGGUGUGGAAGCGACUCAAUGACCAUGGCAAGAACUGGCGGCACGUGUACAAGGCGCUGACGCUGCUGGACUACCUCAUCAAGACAGGCUCUGAGCGCGUGGCCCAGCAAUGUCGCGAGAACAUCUUCGCCAUUCAGACCCUGAAGGACUUCCAGUACAUCGACCGUGAUGGCAAGGACCAGGGCAUCAACGUGCGUGAGAAGUCAAAGCAACUAGUGGCCCUUCUCAAGGAUGAGGAGCGGCUGAAGGCUGAGAGGGCCCAGGCUCUCAAAACCAAAGAGCGCAUGGCCCAGGUUGCCACCGGCAUGGGCAGCAACCAGAUCACCUUUGGGCGUGGCUCCAGCCAGCCCAACCUUUCCACCAGCUACUCGGAGCAGGAGUACGGCAAGGCUGGGGGCUCCCCAGCCUCCUACCAUGGCUCGCCCGAGGCCUCGCUGUGCCCCCAGCACCGCACAGGGGCUCCGCUGGGUCAGAGUGAGGAGCUGCAGCCACUGAGCCAGCGCCACCCCUUCCUGCCGCACCUGGGGCCGGCCUCCCGCCCAAAUGGCGACUGGUCCCAGCCCUGCCUCACUUGUGACCGCGCAGCCCGAGCCACCUCCCCCCGGGUGUCCUCUGAGCUGGAGCAAGCCCGGCCCCAGACUAGUGGAGAAGAGGAGCUUCAGCUGCAGCUGGCCCUUGCGAUGAGCAGAGAAGUGGCUGAACAGGAAGAACGUCUCAGGCGGGGUGAUGACCUCAGAUUACAGAUGGCCCUGGAAGAAAGCCGAAGAGACACAGUUAAAGUUCCAAAAAAGAAAGAGCAGACCACUCUGUUGGACUUAAUGGAUGCUCUCCCCAGCUCAGGCCCUGCAGCCCAGAAAGCGGAGCCCUGGGGUCCAUCGGCCUCGGCUAACCAGACCAACCCCUGGGGCGGGCCAGCAGCUCCCACCAGCACUUCGGACCCCUGGCCAUCAUUCGGUGCCAAGCCAGCUGCCUCUGUUGACCCAUGGGGGAUGCCCACUGGAGCCAGCUCACAGUCUGUCCCCAAGAGCUCAGACCCCUGGGCACCUUCGCAGCAGCCUGCCCCCAGUGCGGGGAAAACAACUGAUGCCUGGGGUGCAGUCUCAGCCACCAAGCCUGUGUCCGCCUCUGGGUCCUUUGAGCUCUUCAAUAAUUUGAAUGGUACAAUUAAAGAUGACUUUGCUGAAUUUGACAACCUCCGGACUUCAAAAAAAACAGCUGAGUCUGUGGCCUCCCUGCCAUCCCAAAACAACGGAACUACAAGCCCUGACCCCUUCGAGUCUCAACCCACGACCAUCAUCUCGAGCAAGCCCAGCAGUGCCCGGAAAACACCCGAGUCCUUCCUGGGCCCCAAUGCGGCCCUGGUGAACCUGGACUCGCUGGUGACCAGGCCCGCCCCGCCUGCCCAGUCCCUCAACCCUUUCCUGGCACCAGGUGCAGCUGCCACCUCGACCCCUGUCAACCCCUUCCAGGUGAACCAGCCCCAGCCACUGACGCUCAACCAGCUGCGGGGAAGCCCAGUCCUGGGGACCAGCACGUCCUUCGGGUCUGGCCCGGGGGUGGAACCCAUGGCUGUGGCCUCCAUGACCUCCACGGCCUCACACCCAGCUCUGGGGUCUGGCGGUUCCUCUUUGACACCACUAGGCCCCACGACAGUGAACAUGGUGGGCAGUGUGGGCAUCCCUCCAUCGGCAGCUCAGGCCACUGGCACAACCAACCCUUUCCUUCUCUAGUACCUGGGCUGGGAUCCACCCCAGAGCGAGUGCCCAGAGGACGCCGGGCAGGGACUCUCACCCGUGGGACGGGGUCUGAGAGUUGGGGGGGGGGUGUGAGGGCUUUUCAGUCUCAGCUUCCUGAUACCAGGGUUAUCUUGACAGCCCUGACCCUCGGCAGCACUCGGGGUGUGCCCGCCUUCCAAGGAGGCCUGGCCGCCCGACCCAGCCUGGCCCCUCGCUGCCUCCCCUCUAGCGCUCAGUCCCGGCAGGCUCCUCCGAAGCCUUGGGUGAGGAGGCAGAGUCGUCAGUGUUGCCCUUGCUCCGCCUGGUCCAAGGGGCUCCGGAACGUUGCCUGGCUCAGGACUUGGGCUGGUCGCCUCGUCGUUGCCCCUUCACCCCCCAGCCCUGGGGACAUCCCAGGCAGUCCCAGGUGCAGACUCCAGGAGGCACCAGCUCCACGAGACACUGACCUUUUGGGGAAGCGGUUGUGCAUAUUUUAUUUUUCUUUGACUCGUGUGUGAGUUCAAAGUAAACACCACCACCAUGGACAACUCUUGAAUUAAAUCCACUAGAGCGAGCUUUAAAACUAAUCUGAGCAUAACCCUGCCACGUGGCUCUAUGCUUGUAUACGUUUGCACAUAUUUUGUUUAGUACAGUUUCAUAUUUGAGUUUGCAGAAUUAUCUAAUAGUCUUUUUUUGGCUAAUAUUUUUAUAACGUGGUUCUUAUUUAACUGUCUAGUUUUGAUAGAAUUUACCAGGUCUGGCUGAAUUAAGAUAUUGGCACAUGUCAUUAUAGUGGUUUAAAUCCUCUUAUUUAUGGUUUUAACUCUGUAAGAAAAUUUUAAAAGGAAGAGAUGUUUGGAUUACAAAAAAAAAAUGCCUUAUGGAAAAACUAAAGCAAAUUCUUUAUAGAAAAAAAUAUGGAAAUUUGAUUACACAGAAAAGAUGAUGUUUAUUUAAAAACACACACACAACAGCAACAGAAAAUCCUAGCCUCCAGUUGCCUUUUCCUUUCUUUAACUCCCUUUUUGGUGAAUUACUAAACGAAUUGCUUUCAGCCUUUUUGGCUAGAUCCUGAGAGAGGCUAUUUUUCUUACUUAUAUACCAACAUCUUGAAAGUUAAAGAAAAAAAUCUAAUGUAUGAAUGUGACUCACCAGUUUUUAUCAACUAAUUCCUUCUGAAAGUUAAAGGCAUGCAGGGAUUAACAAGGACUCCUGUUUACAAUGGAAAUCUGACAUGGAAGAAAUGUCUAACCCUGUGUGUCUGUGAUCUCUUCUGUCUUAACCCAUGCUCAGGUGAAGAUGGGGAUGAUGUGGAAAUGGCAGUUGUCCUGAGGGCAGGGGAUGCUUCUGUGCCCACUGGUCCCUGGGGGAUAGUCCCCAGCCUGAGACGGGUGAGGGACCAGGGCUGGCCCUGACCCACCUACCUGCUAACUCCAGACACUAUUUUUAAGUUGCAGAUACAAAAAUAAUCCUCUCUUAUUUUGGAGGUGAAGAAAAGACUCAUUCUCACACGGGAUAGAUUUUUAACAAACAUGCACUAAUGUCACCUCCCUCUCCCAGCCUCCUGCUGCCCUCUCCAUACCCAUUAUAAGAGUAUUAUGUCACGCAUUAAAGACCAGAGAAGACUUGAUUCUCCCCAGGGAAGGGACAGUCCCCUCAUCCUGUGUCCAGGCAGCUUGCCUGGUGGGCAUUUCUGGCCUGCUUUCCACCAUUGGGACUCCUCACCCUGCUCCAAGGGCAGCCGACCACCGGCCAGCCCCUCUCUGGUUCCAGAGGGAAAUCUGACCAUUAGCACUGGCACAGGAGAGAUGUUAAGUGGCCUCUGGGCUGCCGGAAGGAUGUGUGGGCUCUGAGUGAGGACUGCCCACCCCCACACUGUUCCUGAGGCCGUCCUCUCCAGCCACCCUUCCACCAGACUGUAGGCCUGGGGCUGGGCCUCAGGCUCCCACUGCCACGCAGGAGGGCUGGGGGCUGGGGGAGCAGGGGGCAUGGAAGAGACACGGUGGGCCAUGGCAGCAGGACGCUGGCCCAGGAAGGUGCUUUCCCUCAAAUAGUGUGGGGCCUGGACCUGCCUUCUAGGUCAAUAGACCAGACUCGACUACUUGGGGUCAGUGAUGCUUUUCUAAUAGACAAGUCUUUCCUGAUAUGACUUUGAGGCCCCAGCAUGACUGCCACUGGGCCACCAGGGCCCAAGAAGACAGCCCUCCACCCCAUCUCCUGGUAUAGGCCAUCCCGAGUGCACGUUGUCCCUGCUGCCUGCUGCACUGAUCAUGAAGCCACUGGCCGCUGCCACGGGUGCUGCACACGUGCCAUCUGUGCUCCCUCCUGGUGGGCACCAUGGUAGGAGAAGUCACUCAGCUUUUCCUCAGUCCCAGGGGCCAGUGGCUGGUUUUGAAAUUAUGUUGACUGUUGACACUUAUUUACUGUAUAAAUAUAAUUUAUCAUUUGUAUCAUGA
Molecule: messenger RNA, 4682 nt
Organism: Carlito syrichta (Philippine tarsier)
Lineage: Eukaryota; Metazoa; Chordata; Mammalia; Primates; Tarsiidae
Gene: EPN2
Product: epsin 2
Exons: 12
Coding region: 337-2241 (634 amino acids)
Biological process (GO): endocytosis
Cellular component (GO): plasma membrane; clathrin vesicle coat; endosome
Molecular function (GO): phospholipid binding; clathrin binding
Source: RefSeq, a predicted model, not a curated record